GUCACCCUAUUUCUGACUUAUGGCGACCCUAUCACAGGGUCAUAUGUUCAGAAGUGGGGUGCCCUUGGCUUCCUCUGAGGCUGAGAGAGUGUGAGUUGCCCAGUAGGUUUCUGUGGUCGAUCAGGGAUUGGAACCCUGGUCUCCACUGUCCUAGGCUGCAGAAAUAAUCUAGUUUGACACUGCUUUGACUGCCAUGGCUCAGUGCUAUGGAAUUCUGGUGAUUGUGGUUUUGUGGGGUGUUUAAUCAUCCCUAUCUGACAUCUCUGGUGGCAAAACAAACUACAGUUCCCAGAAUUCCACAGCACUGACCGAUGGCAGUUAAAGCAGUGUCAGACUGGAUUAUUUCUGCAGUGCAUAUGCAGCCCUAGUCUAAUGCUCAAAUCAGUACACCACUUGUCUUUCUGAUGUUUUGUUAGUUCCUUUCUGUGAAAUACGACCUACAGCACUUGGUAUUCCUGGGUGGUCUCUCCUCCAAGUAUUAACCAAGGCUGAUGCUGCUGAUCUUCCAAGAACAGACAGAAUCUGGUGCUUUUUAAGGAUAUUUGGGCUAUUUGCUAGAAUUAGCCUGAUCUAAAUGUAUCAUGUCCAACCAUUCCAUCUGGAGCCCAGCUGAGCUAUUUGGGAAAAUUAAAACUUCCUCAACAUGAAUUUUUUCCUGGAAACACUCAGAUUCAUUGUUCUGCAUAUAUAUUUUACACUGGAGGCUGUUGUUUUAUUAUUUAUCCCUGUGCGGAAGAAGAAUGUUGUUGGUGAGAUAGUGCUUAUAACUGGAGCUGGAAGUGGAAUUGGAAGGCUUAUGGCUUUAAAAUUUGCUCGUCUUGGAGCCACGUUGGUUCUCUGGGAUAUCAACCUAGAAGGGAAUAAAGAGACUGCCAAGCUGGCAAGAAAAAUUGGAGCUGAAAGAGUACAUGAUUACAUUUGUGACUGCAGUAAAAGAAAGGAGAUUUAUGGAACAGCAGAUCAGGUGAAAAAAGAAGUUGGUGAUGUUAGUAUCCUGAUUAACAAUGCUGGCAUUGUAACAGGGAAGAAAUUCUUGGAUUGUCCAGACUUGCUGAUAGAGAAGACCAUUGAAGUGAACACAAUGGCCCACUUUUGGACUGUCAAAGCCUUUCUUCCAGCAAUGGUAGCCUCUAAUCAUGGACAUGUGGUGACUAUUGCUAGCUCAGCUGGAUUGAUUGGUGUCACUGGACUGGCAGAUUACUGUGCAAGUAAAUUUGCAGCUGUUGGCUUCGCUGAAUCUCUAGCUGUAGAAUUGUUGUCAAUGGGAAAGACCGGUGUUAAAUCCACAAUUGUCUGCCCAUAUUUUAUAAACACUGGAAUGUUUGAUGGCUGUCAAACAAAGUGGCCGCAUGUUCUGCCCAUUCUAGAUGCAGAAUAUGCAGCUGAAAAAAUUGUGUCGGCUGUGUUGCGGGAUCAGAUAUAUGUCUAUAUGCCACGAAGCAUAUACUUUUUCAGUGCACUUAAAAGCAUCCUUUCAGCAAAAUUGUUUUUUCUUGCUGGAGACUAUGUGGGAGCUUUCCAUUUCAUGGAUAAAUUCAGAGGACGGACAAAGACAACUGGUGAAAAAAUAUCAGAAAUCAACAAUAAAAACUCCAAAUUCACUUGAGUAAGUUGUAUACAGAAAAGCAGAUGUAUACAACUUCUAUAUCAGUUUCUUACUAUUGUAAACAUGCAUUGUUAUGUAUGAAACACCAGACACUAUCAUUUGCAAGAAAUAAAAUCUAGUUUAGAGCCAAGUUGUUAUGAUUAUUAUUAACUUGGAUAUAAACAACAGUCAAACAUAAAAGAUUAUAUUUCUACUUUUACCUUUUGCAAAUAAAAAACUAAACAAUGGCAAUAAUGAA
Messenger RNA from Sceloporus undulatus (fence lizard), 1844 nucleotides. Its product is annotated as epidermal retinol dehydrogenase 2-like. The record is from RefSeq and is a predicted model, not a curated record. Gene Ontology annotation, cellular component: lipid droplet. The transcript has 7 exons. Bases 644 to 1606 code for a protein of 320 amino acids. Gene Ontology annotation, molecular function: oxidoreductase activity, acting on the CH-OH group of donors, NAD or NADP as acceptor. NCBI's taxonomy places the organism in Eukaryota, Metazoa, Chordata, Lepidosauria, Squamata, Phrynosomatidae.